UUUUUUUUUUCCCUCUCUCUUUCUGUUUCUUUGUCUCUGCGUUGCCGUGGGACUUCCCGCCGAUAGUAUUUUGCCCUUUUUUCCCCUUCUUCCGUGGUACAAUUCCUCGGUGUGUGAUCUUCGUGCGACCAGAACUCUCAAACCUUGUCUGUGAAUUGCCGGAUCAGGUAAUUUCCACUUGGCGCCACGAUGAUGGAGUCUCGAGCUUCCCAAAGGCCUUUCUCGAAGCUCUGGCAGCGGAGCAUUGGCUUCCGAGGGACGAUCUUGGGCCUCAUUGCCAAGCGCGAAUCGGCUGUCAGCGUGCAGGAGUGGGUGGUCUGAUCUUGCGCUCUCUGUUUCGUCCUACACAGUAAUACCUCACUACCAGACGGCUUAAAGCAAAACUGGUCCAACUGCGUGGCAGCUGGUGAAAAAAAGUGCAGGUGAAAGAUUACAGCCAGCCCCUCCCUCCACUACCCCCGUGCCAGGGAAUGGACCACAUACCUACGCCCGAGCAUCCUUACCGACCCAUCCAUGUGCCUUGGUUGGGUGGAAGCCAGAAAUUCCAUAUCGAGUAUGAUGGCAAGGGAUUUCUCGAUUUCCCUUCGCGGCAUGGCUGGAACACGCAGAGUUUACAGGAUGCCGACUUUGAGGGCAAGGACGCUGCGCAAACAGCCGCCUUCGUCCAAGAAUGGCUCUACGUCGGAUUGAUCAGCUCCGUGUUCCAGGUAUGCGGCAUCACUUUCGACAGGCACCAUCUCAUCCGACACGCGUCGGGGUUCAGGACCAAGAAGAAGAAGCACAGAGCAUUCAUCACCACGCGAACGUUGGGCAAGAAAUUGCAGCAGUGGUACGACAAAGAAAAGUAUGCCUCGCCGCCCGUAAAGGCGGAGCAUGAGGGAGACAUCAGGUACAAUUUCGCAUUUGCCUCUGGAGUGCUGGAGGCCUUCAACCGGAAACUACGAACCGCGGCCAACGAUGCCGAAGCGACGUAUCUGCGCAGCUGUCUGCCCGGGGAAGUCGAACUCUCCGUCGUCAUUCUCCUGGCGACGAUCCAGUACUUCCACAUGGUCAUCUAUGACCCUCCAAGUAGACUGGUAGUCCCUACAUGCCCUUGGCUCUCGUCGGUCAUGGAGGGCGAAGGUUGGUGCGUAGGGCAAGUUGCCAAACUGUGGAGGCGACAUAGGAAUGCUUUGGCCAUGUAUUACUUCAAGAUGCUGGGUCCGCCAACCGUCAAGAAGGACCACUCCCGCUGUUCGAAAGGACGGUGCGCAGCCAAUGAUAUACUGGAAGAGGUGUACGUUACGGCGCACUGUCCCGUAGAGCCUUCCUUUAUGCACUUCCAAAUCCCGAAGAUGAUCACGAAACGCAUGAGUUGCAGAUGCGGUGGCCAGACGGGCCCGCCGAGCGAUCAACUCAUCGCCAUAAUCCAGGACGGGAACAUUCCCAUCAUAUCGGUUCGGUGUCCCACCACGACCCAGAAUGGGAAAUGGGACGAUUCGCUGGACCUUAAGGUCGUUGCAUAUACGGGGGACACCCCAUAUGUUGCCAUCUCCCACGUCUGGUCCGACGGAUUGGGCAAUCCGAGAGCCAACACGCUGCCUAUUUGCCAGCUGAAAGCUCUCAGAUCGCAGCUACAGUACAUGAUCCUCACCAACCCCGAGUACUUUGACGAUAUCUUCCCGGAAGGCUUGCACAUCCACAAGACGGCGCGUCUGGAGCGGGUAUACUUCUGGAUCGACACGCUGUGCGUCCCCGUCAGCAAUCUCGAAACGAGAAAGAAAGCCAUUCGCGACAUGCGCAGCGUCUAUGAAGCCGCAUCCGCUGUCUUGGUCAAGGACGCCGAGUUGAACGCCCAGAGCCGGUACUGCCCUAUCGAAGAGCUCAUGGCCCGCGUCUGCGUGUCUCCCUGGUGCGGCCGCCUGUGGACUCUGCAGGAAGGGGCCUUGAACGACCGGGUCUUUGUACAGACGUCCCACCGCGAGGUCGUCCCGCUCGAUGACUUGAACGAGCCGACGCGGGCGCUCGUUCUGCUGUCCGAUGAACUGCUCGAUGCCGAGUCGGCUGAUUUGGUCGACCGUGGUUCCCCGUCGGCAAACGGCGACAAUAAUAGUUCGUCGGAGCAGUUGGACUUUGCAGCCAAGUUUGCGGCCUGCCCCUCGGCUAUUCUAUCAGUGAACGUCCUCCCCUCCAGCAUCGGAUCCAACUCCAUUCUGCGCCAGACAAAAGCGGAAUUGUUCUCGCACAUAUUGACCGAGGUGCGGUGUAGGGAAACCAGCAAGGCCUCCGAUGAAGCAAUCUGCUUAACGACGUUGCUGGACGCCGGGGUGGAGGAUGUGCUGAGGGAGGACGGUGGUGAAAAACGGUGGACCGCCUUUUUAUCGGUUGUGGAGGACGUUAUUUCAGCGCGGAUUAUCUUUACCAACUUACCCAGGAUGGCCCUAAAGGGAUAUCAUUGGGCGCCACGGUCAUUUCUGAAUUCCGCCGAGGGAUCCGAGCUCUCAAGAGUCGUCAACGUCCACGGCUUUGAUCCAGGAAGCCACGAGUUCCAACACAAUUCGGACCUCGACGAGCCACACCACGCGCGACAGGUUUCCAGACCAGCCCGCAUUAGCGAGCGUGGGCUGAUGGUCUCGUCCCCAGGGUUUGCAUUCCGGCCGCUCGCGAACCCCUUGGCGUCCGAGUUCUGCUUCACCGAGGAAGACGGCGCCGUGACUUAUUGGUGCAUUACGGAAUAUUCCCGGGUUCACUUCGAAGCGUAUUUCGAGGACACUGCUGCGUUUCUGCCCGAGCAGCCAUGGGACGUCGUGAAGGCAGGGGCGUCUUCACGCCUGUCACUUGUCCUGGAGAACCACUUUUCGGACCCUCCUGCGCCGCUCCGGGGGGCGCUGUUGAUGGAUUGUACUGACGAGGCCAAGAUGGUCUACGGCACGUACCUGUGUCUUGUCCUUGUCAUCCGGACCACCAAAACUUACCGGCCGCCGGACUUUGAAUUGGCAAAGGAGAAAAUGGUCCAAAAUACGGAGCACGCCCAGUGGGAACUGGCCGUGGAGGCCAAGCUGAGCGGCCAGCAGGAGUGGUGCGUUGCAUAAUUUAAUGAUAGAAGGUAGCACCUAGCUGAGGGAAUAAGAGAUAUUCCCCAUACCUCUCUCAUGGAGAAAGGGCUCAAUAGUACUAGAGUAAAAACUGCUCGGAGCUCGCAUGCGACUCACCCCGAGCGUGCCGCUGUUAUAACCACCCACCCUCCUCUCACUGUCGCACUCACCUCGCUCACUUUCACACUCACCUUUCAUCCUGAACUGCUCUACCGCUCGCAGCGCCAGCGAGAAGCCAAAAUUAGCGGCGUUCCCUCUUCGACGCCUUUUCGACUUUCGACCACUUUCCUGUCCCCCCUCGCUCGAACGAACCAUCCCUUCUACCCAUGAAGUAUUAAAUCUCCCUUCCUGCCCUCUCGGGCCGCGAACUUUUCUCCUCCAGAAUGCGACCCUUCUUAAAUGGCGGUUCUACCAUUACCGUCACUCCAGCCCUCCCACAACGACAUCCUAGAGUCCAGUCAUUUCCACCAGCGUCAUGGGCCAGCUGAGCCAGCAGGAGCUUACGGCGGACGAACUGCUUGUCGCCCGUGCUGAAGCCAACGGUUACCAGAGAGGGGCACACAGAGAGGUCGACGAAGUUUGCGGCCGAGACGAGCAUGUCUCAAAGACAAUAAAGAACCAAGAUGCUACCCUCCGACGCUAUAUCCUAUGGCGUCUCAGUGCCAUGAAAAAAGGAUACGCACAGAAAGGUCUACCCCCUGGAAUGUUGCUUAAUAGGUCUAGUUUUGUGACAGGGGCGCCAGAUGCGGUAAGCGAAAUUAUCGGGUCCGAGCUCUUUGUUAUGGCACUCUCCCCCACAAAAGUCAAUUCAAAGUUCACUUGAUCGAAUUGCCCAACUUAAAGGCCCAGUAUGUCUCUUCCAACUAUUAUGAAGCGCAUUCAUGACAACCACCGGUAGAUCAUGAUGCAAGUUGCACAUGUCUGGAACAUUUCCUGCUCUGGUCAAUAUAGUCUGAUCGCAUCUUAGUAUCUGGCGCUGUCUGACUAGAGCUGAACCUUCGUAAUGUCCACCCCUAAUUUCCACAAUCGUUCGCAG
Cladophialophora immunda is the source of this 4110-nucleotide messenger RNA. RefSeq lists its product as uncharacterized. The transcript is spliced from 4 exons. Bases 471 to 3071 code for a protein of 866 amino acids. The record is from RefSeq and is a predicted model, not a curated record. Lineage: Eukaryota; Fungi; Ascomycota; Eurotiomycetes; Chaetothyriales; Herpotrichiellaceae.